This is a messenger RNA of Fusarium oxysporum Fo47, 992 nucleotides long. RefSeq lists its product as uncharacterized. The coding region runs from base 72 to 635 and encodes 187 amino acids. The record is from RefSeq and is a predicted model, not a curated record. Lineage: Eukaryota; Fungi; Ascomycota; Sordariomycetes; Hypocreales; Nectriaceae. The transcript has a single exon.
GCUCAACUCUCCUCACCACUCUUUCAAGAGCAUCACUAAAUCUCCAUCAUACCUUCGCUCCAUUCGCCAACAUGAAGUUCUCAACCUUCAUCGCUCCUCUCAUCUCAAUCCCUCUAGUCUUCGCCAGUCCCAACCCCAACAACGACCAUUACCCACCUCCCCCCAAGACCAAGACCGUGACCGCAACAGUUACCCACACCGUCACCAAGCCCAUCUACAAGCCCCCGAUCACCAAGACCGAGACUGUCACCAAGAAGUACCCCGUCACCAAGUACGAGACCGAGACCGUCACAAAGUACAAGUGGAAGCCUCCCGUCACCAAGACCAAGUAUGUCACAAAGUGGAAGCCCCCCGUGACAAAGUACGUCACCAAGACCGAGACCGACACCGUUACCAAGUGGAAGCCUCCCGUCACCAAGUAUGUCACCAAGACUCAGACCGACACUAUCACAAAGUGGAAGCCUCCCGUCACAAAGACAAAGACAGAAACCGACACGGUUACCAAGUACAAGUGGAAGCCUGCCAUCACCAAGUACAAGACCGAGACUGUUACCAAGACUGUCACCAAGCAGCCUUAUCCCACUUACCACAAGCCCGGUGGUGGCCACAAGGAAGGCAAGGACUACAAGGCUUAAGAGAUCUAUACCUCUCAUUCGACAGCCUCAGAGGUUCAUGUUCUUACCUCUGACCUGGUCACUUCUGGCAGUAGUCCAAAGUGACAGGUGUUGCCUCCGGCAAGGCUAUGAUGGAUCAUGACGCUACACGACACUCCUUAAUUAUUUAAUGUCUUCAUUUGUCACUGCAUACGCGCUAUCGCCACUGCACAUUGAGCUAGUGGGGAGGGAGCUGCCACUUGGUGGCUCGUCUUUGGCGGUUCGGAUAAAAUUUCUUCUUCGAGACAUUCGUUAUAUAGUCGACAUAGCCGCGGUAUAACAGCGACUACACUUAUCUAUAGAUCUUACAUAGCUUGAAUGAUAUUACCGUUUACUCUA